CGAAAUGUCCUAAAUUCCUUCGGAACGUCUCUGGGAUCGUUGGGUAGAAAUCGAAAGCUGCAACCAUGCCGUUCGUUAUGGGAAUAGAUCACAGAUAUAUUGUAAUGGGGACCCUAGCCUGCACUACGGGAGUUGCCGUGUUCUCAACUUACAAAUGGCUGCGUGAGAGAAGGAGGCGGUACAAAAGUUCCGUUUAUGAAUCCCAGAAACUACUUAACGAAUAUCUUGUUUUUCAUUAUGGAGCAAAGCAAGAGAUUUUGAAAUACGACUUUGGCCCAAAAGAAUCGCUUGAUUUUCCAAAGAGAUGUGCUGAUAUGUGUUUAAAACACAGCAAAGGAUUUGGUAAGACCCAAACUUUAUGCCGAGCAUUAGACAUAGGUUGCGCGGUUGGUCGAUCUUCAUUUGAGCUGGCUCGUGAGUUCCAGGAAGUGAUUGGUAUUGACUACAGUCAGUCCUUCGUUGAUGCGUGUGAUCACAUGAGAGACCUGGGCGAGAAGGUCUACUUCGUACAAGACGAGGGAGAUCUAGUCACACCUCUCGUCGCCAAAGUACCGGAGGACAUCGAAAAAGCAAGAUGUAGCUUUGAACAAGGAGAUGCUUGUGACCUUCGACAUGACCUGGGGUCAUUCGGAUGUGUUCUGGCUGCCAAUCUGAUCUGUAGAUUACACUCACCGUUUGACUUCUUGCGGCGGCUGAUUGACUUGGUGGCUCCGGGCGGUGUCCUUGUUAUUACAUCACCGUACACUUGGCUGGAGGAUUUCACAGAUAAAGAAAAUUGGAUGGGGGGAUACAAAAAAAAUGGCCAGGCAGUUACAGGGUUAUCUACCCUUAAGAAGGAGUUGGGACCCUACUUCACAUUGGUGGAGUCCUGUGACAUGCCUUUUUUCAUCCGUGAAACUGCCAGGAAAAAUCAGUGGACUGUAGCACACUGUACCGUGUGGUCUAGAAAACCGAACUGAGUCAACUUGAUCUUCAGAAAGUCUUCUCAGAUUUGCUCAUAUCUCUUCAUAACAACAUUUUAUUCAGAAUUGAUUACUGUAUCCACCAAUAGUAUUCACUGUACAUCUAUAAUUGUUUACCUGCUGUCUCAUACAUGUUAUGGAAAUCAAAAAGUUUGAAAAAUGGAAAAGUUGCUGUAGAGAUUUGAGCAGAUCUGAUAUCUGCAUAGUCCCUGCCAGGACAUCCAGUGUCAAUGUCGUCAUCAGAUUAUUCAGGAUAAUUUCCUUUUCUUGGCUUGUUGAUAUGAAGUAUUAUGUAGUACAUUUUUUUAAAGCAGUAUUGAUAUACAAUGUACAUUUUUUUUUGAAUACCAGAUCUAAAUCUUAUCACUUUUGAUUUUUUGAAUGAUCUGGUUCUUUGACAUACUUACAUAUAGGAGUGAUUUUUAAAAAUAAGAUAUCUAUAACGCGUCUUUUGCAUUAUAUAUACUAUAUAUGUUUAUAUCUAGCUUUCUGUAUCGUGUGCAUCUAUGAUGUAGUUUGAAUGAGUAAAAGAAUUGAAUUAAGAGAUGGUACAAGA
This is a messenger RNA of Ostrea edulis (European flat oyster), 1518 nucleotides long. RefSeq lists its product as uncharacterized. The coding region runs from base 66 to 959 and encodes 297 amino acids. The transcript has 4 exons. Gene Ontology annotation, molecular function: S-adenosylmethionine-dependent methyltransferase activity. NCBI's taxonomy places the organism in Eukaryota, Metazoa, Mollusca, Bivalvia, Ostreida, Ostreidae. The record is from RefSeq and is a predicted model, not a curated record.